Messenger RNA from Desarmillaria tabescens, 1289 nucleotides. RefSeq lists its product as uncharacterized. Lineage: Eukaryota; Fungi; Basidiomycota; Agaricomycetes; Agaricales; Physalacriaceae. The transcript has 5 exons. The record is from RefSeq and is a predicted model, not a curated record. Bases 323 to 880 code for a protein of 185 amino acids.
GUUGCUCCCAGAAAGAUUGCCGCAGGAAAGAAGUGAGGUCCUAUCGCUCACUUGGCAUGCAAGCUCGGCAUUGAGGGAACAGAACGCACUACAGACGAGGGGCAAGGCGGACAGAAGUUCAACAGCAUCACUCACUGAGGGUUGUUACGAACUCCUUUCCUAACGCGGAUGAAACGGAACUUUUAAUUGUUCGAUCACGCACGCUAGGAAGCAAUAUGUAUGCCUCGUGUAGGUCAGCUUGCUCCUUCCUUAUAACAGCCAUCGUCUCCUCUCGCUUUCCAUCAUACCCUACUAAGCUCAUUUCUCUGUGCGUUGAACGCCAAUGGCUCUCGAUUUACCGCCUCUCCGGAUUGCUCUGUACUUUACUCUCGGUGUAUUCUCCAUAGUCCUUCUCGGGCUAACCUCCGCACGAGUACACUAUACCACCCACAUCCCAGCAGGUGAUCCUCUCAAUGGCGGUGUCAAUUUCUAUGACCCUAUUGUUGUGGAGCUGUUGGUUACCACCCUCUUAACGUUGGCGUGGUGCAUCUAUAUCGUUCGUACAAUCCACAAGCGUAUUGACAACGGUUACAUUUCCACAUUCCGCGGAGAGCUCAUCGGUCUCUUCGUUCUCUGGUUAUUCUGGAUAGUGGGUGCGGCAAAAUCCAGUACAAUAUGGGGCGACCUGGGUUGGUGCCAGCAGUAUCAGCCAUGCCGAAUCCUGACCGCCAUGCUCGCAUUUGCUUGGCUGGGAUGGAUCAUUCUCACGGUCAUCAUGAUUUUGAGCAUCAUUUUCUCCGUGGUGAAUGGUGCCUUUAGGGAGCCCCUGCAUGGCCGGUGGGAUCCCAGGGCAAGCGUUUACACCGGAAACAUGUCAACACGCAACUCUACCACCGUGUAGAUUUGUGCAUGUUCCAAGACGUAAAGGAUGCUUCGCAGUGAUCCGUAUUUUCUGUUGUAUCUCGUAUAAUCAUUAUUGUCCUCGAAGGGAAUUGUAGUACCUGAUCGACCGUAGCACAAUUCCUAUAAUAUUAAUUGAAAUGUUAUUCAGGCUCUUCGCGAGAUGCAAGCUUCACUUUGAGCGGCAGUUGGACGCCUUUCUCCACAUCACCUUUCAUUAUACCACAUGGUUCUCGCCGGGUUCGCUCUGCCUCUGUGGUGAGUUCAGCGAAAAAUGCGUGCAUCUCUAGUGUGCCGGAGGUAAAGAACGUAAGGGUACCUGGCUGAGGGGAAGGCACCGAAAUCCCCAGAAGAUACAUUCCCUUUGUCCAUCCACGGGAGUGAAUCUAUGUGCAAUCAGUCAGUUUUAG